AUGGCUCAACUUUCAGUCGUAGAUGGUUUCUGGAGGAGUUCAAGGAGAGAUCAGAAAAAGUCUCCCGCCUCCGCGCCCCCCAAAAGAGGAUGUCAGUCUGGGGGCGGCGGGGGGGGGGUUCGUCUCCGCUGCUGGCGGGUGGAUUCCAAACCCGCGGGGCUCGGCCCCCUCCGGUCGCGGCCGGCCUGGGGCCUCGGCGCCGCGGGCAGUGUUUACACCUGUCACGAGGGAGGGGAGGGGGUGGGGGGAGGGAGAAGGAGGAAGCCCGUGCAAAGCCCCAAACUUCUCCACAGCUCCCGGGAAGCGGCGGGCAGGUGGCGGCGGCAGGCCAGGGCGAGUCCGCGGCGGCAGGACCGGGAUGGGCUCCAACUCCCCCGAUCGGAGCCUGGGAGGGCGAGCCCGGACCGUGCCAUGCGCUUUCAGGCGCCGCCAGCGGCGUCCCCUCGCCCGCCGCGUAACAGAGCAGAGCCCGAAGCCCGCAGGCCCGCAGAGCCGGCUCGGUCCCGCAUGCCCGGUUCCGCGGCGGGCAGGUGCCUCAGGCCAGGGCGAGGAGCCGGCUGGUGGGCCGGGCCGGGUCCCCGCACCCUCUCCCCCCGCGCGGCUGGGGGAGCGGAGCGGCCGCGUUUACCUGGCUCGUCCGGGGCGGCCGCGAUGGGCAUGGCUCAGGGGCCCGGGGAGGAACUGGCUCCCCGGGGAAGGACCGGCUACUCGGACGUAGAGCUGGCGAGAGCGGAAGGCAGGCUGUCCCCAGCCCUGUCAGCGCAGCAGCGCCAUGGACGCCCACCCGGAGUUUCAGCGCUGCCGCGGGACCCCCAUCCCACUACCCUCCGCCCUCUUCCGCCGCCGCCUCCUCCGCCUCCUCCUCCGCGGAGACCCCCGCCCACUCCACACACUCUCCCAUCAUGCAGCGGGGGAACCGCUGCCGCCGAUACGUCACUUCCGGGCGCAGGUGGCUAG
Dipodomys ordii (Ord's kangaroo rat) is the source of this 957-nucleotide messenger RNA. Its product is annotated as WAS/WASL-interacting protein family member 3. The record is from RefSeq and is a predicted model, not a curated record. The coding region runs from base 1 to 957 and encodes 318 amino acids. NCBI's taxonomy places the organism in Eukaryota, Metazoa, Chordata, Mammalia, Rodentia, Heteromyidae. The transcript has a single exon.